Molecule: messenger RNA, 680 nt
Organism: Durotheca rogersii
Lineage: Eukaryota; Fungi; Ascomycota; Sordariomycetes; Xylariales; Xylariaceae
Exons: 1
Coding region: 143-496 (117 amino acids)
Source: RefSeq, a predicted model, not a curated record
GCCUUGGAGAAUGCCGCCAGUUCUAGGUGCCGCCACCAAGUUUCUUGUUCAUUCGAUGCAAGCUCAAUUACGAGGGGCGGCUCACCUCGCCUGCUGUUGUUCCUUCUUGGGGUCCGCGCUUAUUUUGAACUAACAUACGAAAAUGAAUGCGGUAUUCUCUCUAUGUUGGGCAGCGCUUACAGCGACUGCCGGUGUUUCAUUGGGCGUUCUCUUUCAACCUUUUUUUUUUGUUUGUUUACAUCAGCGGAGGGCCGUCUACGAAUAUGCUACUCAUACGGAAAGGGGGCAGGGGACAAGGGUGAAGCCGCGGAGAGGUAGGGGUGGAGGUGUGAGGUCACCGAUGCUGCUACUCCUGUUACUGCUGCUGCUGCCAGCUGUCCGUUUGUGUUUUAUAUUUUUGCUUGGUCUAUGGCUUAGGAGGGGCGGGCGCGGGAUUUGUCUUUGGGGAAACAAACAACGAAGCUUUUCGGGUCGGAUCGUGCGAACAGCAUGCUAGAGAAGAAACGAGGAGAAGGGAAGGGGGCGGGGGGGCCGAGACGGGGAGGAGAGGGAGGGACACGCGCCCCAUUGCUAAGGAGUUGCUUUCCUUUCCGUAAUAGCUUACGAGUGGUCGCGCAGAAAGUAAAUAGGGCAGUGUUGGAACGGGAAUGACACGAGACGUGUAUUAUGGAAUUCAUUUU